AUGGUUUUUAAAAUCUCAUCCAUCAGAGCACUUGAGGCUGCAGCUUGUGGCGUCUGCAGGUUAGAAGUUGAGUUUGGAGCGCCAGCCUGGACGAUUGAGGUUGUUUGCAACGACCAUCUGGGGAAGAAGGUCAGCGUUAAAUGCAACACUGAUGACACCACUGGGGACCUUAAGAAGCUGAUUGCGGCCCAAACUGGCACCCGUUGGAACAAGAUUGUCCUGAAGAAGUGGUACACGAUUUUUAAGGACCAGGUGUCUCUAGGGGACUAUGAAAUCCAUGAUGGGAUGAACUUGGAGCUUUAUUACCAAUAGAGCAGACUUCCUUUCCCCA
Molecule: messenger RNA, 331 nt
Organism: Nycticebus coucang (slow loris)
Lineage: Eukaryota; Metazoa; Chordata; Mammalia; Primates; Lorisidae
Product: ubiquitin-like protein 5
Exons: 1
Coding region: 1-312 (103 amino acids)
Biological process (GO): protein modification process; mRNA splicing, via spliceosome
Cellular component (GO): cytoplasm; nucleus
Molecular function (GO): protein tag activity
Source: RefSeq, a predicted model, not a curated record